Messenger RNA from Thamnophis sirtalis, 5628 nucleotides. Lineage: Eukaryota; Metazoa; Chordata; Lepidosauria; Squamata; Natricidae. The record is from RefSeq and is a predicted model, not a curated record.
AGAAGAAGGAGAAGGAGAAGAAACUCCAAUUUUCAGUCACUGGGGACCCCCCCAAAUAAUUGAAAUUUUUCGGGAGCCCCAUGUUCCUCUUGGCAUCAGUAUUGUUGGUGGACAUACAGUUAUAAAACGCCUGAAGAAUGGAGAAGAGCUUAAAGGAAUAUUUAUCAAGCAGGUUUUGGAAGAGAGCCCAGCAGGAAAAACAAAGGCUCUCAAAACAGGAGACAAAAUACUUGAAGUAUCUGGAACAGACCUACAAAAUGCUACUCAUGAAGAAGCUGUGGAAGCUAUCAAACAUGCAGGCAACCCCAUUAUUUUUGUGGUGCAAAGCCUCUCAACUCUUCCAAUGAUAGUUUCAGUAAUAAACCCCAAGAAAAAGAAAGACGACAAGGAUCAGGACACAGAAGAAACUGAAAAGAAAAGUGGAAUUCCACCACCCAUGAAAUUGCCACCACCUUACAAAGGAGCAAGAAAGUCCAGCUCGGAUGAGCCAGAAGAGGAAGAGGACGAAGAGGAAGAAAAUGCUUUUACAGAGGAGAAAAUCAGACAAAGAUAUGCAGAACUUCCUGGAGAAUUGCACAUUAUUGAACUUGAAAAAGAUAAGAAUGGACUUGGACUCAGCCUUGCAGGCAACAAAGAUAGGUCCCUCAUGAGCAUUUUUGUUGUGGGGAUUAGUCCAGAUGGUCCUGCAGGAAAAGAUGGAAGAAUGCAUAUUGGAGAUGAACUUUUAGAGAUAAAUAACCAGAUAUUAUAUGGGAGAAGUCACCAGAAUGCUUCUGCAAUAAUUAAGACGGCACCAUCAAAGGUCAAACUGGUAUUUAUACGCAAUGAGGAUGCAUUUAACCAGAUGGCUGUAGCUCCUUUUCCAUUACCCUCUUGCACUCAGUCUUCCAAUGAGGAUAUCAGCAGCAAAGCUGAAAAACAGGUGAUUGAAGACCAAGUUAAGGCAGACCAGCCACCAGAAAAUCUUCGAAACCAGUUAACGCAAACCAAGUUUUCCACAGUGAACCCCAUCCCCAUCAAUUUACAUGAGAUUUCUUUGGCCCCUGAAUCAUCUUAUCCUCCAGAGACAGAAUUCAGCAACCAAAAUAACUUUCCACCUCCUCCAGUCGACCCAGCAAUGUGCCCAAUCGUUCCUGGCCAAGAAAUGACUAUUGAAAUAUCCAAAGGACGAUCAGGUCUGGGACUCAGUAUUGUAGGAGGAAAGGAUACACCACUUGAUGCCAUAGUCAUACAUGAAGUUUAUGAAGAAGGAGCAGCUGCUAGAGAUGGUCGACUUUGGGCUGGUGAUCAAAUUCUGGAAGUUAAUGGCAUGGACUUGAGAAAUGCCAGCCAUGAAGAUGCUAUCACUGCCUUGAGGCAAACACCUCCAAAAGUGCGGCUUGUUGUCUAUAGAGAUGAAGCUCAUUAUAAAGAUGAAGAAAAUUUGGAGGUUUUCCUUGUAGACCUACAGCGGAAAAUGGGCAGAGGAUUGGGACUUAGCAUUGUAGGGAAAAGAAAUGGAAGUGGCGUGUUUAUCUCUGACAUUGUCAAAGGAGGAGCUGCUGACCUUGAUGGGCGACUAAUUCAAGGAGAUCAGAUAUUAUCUGUCAAUGGUGAGGAUGUCAGACAUGCUUCUCAAGAGGUGGUAGCCACCAUUCUUAAGUGUGCCCAAGGACUUGUGCAACUGGAGAUUGGACGGCUGAGGGCAGGAUCUUCGUUAUCCUCAAGAAAGACAUCUCAAAACAGUCAGAUGAGCCAACAUAAUGUCCCUAGCCACUUUCAUCCUACAUUUGCUCCGGUUAUCUCCACGUUGCAGAAUUUAGUCAGCGCUAAGAGAUCAUCUGCUGAUCCUUCUCAGAGAAAUUCAGUUGGAGCAGACGUAAGCCCAAGAACUGUGGAAAUAACAAGGGGCCUGAACGAUGCUCUUGGUAUCAGUAUUGCAGGUGGCAAGGGAAGUCCCUUGGCAGAUAUUCCGAUCUUCAUUGCUAUGAUUCAAGCCAAUGGAGUGGCAGCACGCACACAUAAACUACGUGUUGGUGAUAGGAUUGUCAGUAUUAAUGGGCAGCCUUUGGAUGGUCUGUCUCAUGCUGAGGUAGUAAAUCUGCUGAAGAAUGCCUAUGGGACCAUCAUCCUGCAGGUAGUGGCUGAUACCAACAUCAGUGCCAUUGCCAGCCAGAUAGAGAAUAUGACUUCCAGCACUAACUUUACUCCACCCACCGAGCAUCAUUCUGAAUACGCAGAACCACCUCAACCUAAAAUCAUUGUGUUGGAGAAAGGGUCGGAUGGAUUGGGCUUUAGCAUUGUAGGAGGCUUUGGAAGCCCACAAGGAGACCUGCCUAUAUAUGUCAAGACCAUUUUUGGCAAGGGAGCAGCUGCAGAUGAUGGCAGACUGAAGCGUGGUGAUCAGAUUUUAGCUGUUAAUGGACAGUCUCUGGAAGGUGUGACUCAUGAGCAAGCCGUAACUAUUCUGAAGCACCAAAAGGGGGAAGUGACAUUAACAGUCUUGCCAUGAGCUUUGCUGCAAAGGCAGUUUGGGCUGGAUGCAAUUAUUUCUGAGCAUUGCUAGAGCUGCUAUAAAAUGAUCUACAAUCCUUGUCAGAUGGCAACCCAACUCCAGCUAAAAUUAGCACAUAUUAUUAAGAAUGUUGCUAUGCAGCUACGACCAUUGUAGUGGUCCAUUAUGUCUUGUCAUUGAAGCUAUUUGUGAAAGCCUUAAUCCUACAUCUCAUCCCUACCGGGUUCUCUUGAAUGGGCUUUUGAUUCCUUCCUUUGUCCAUAAUCAUUAUCUCUUAGUAGGAAAUACAAUCAGGAAACUAAAAUUAGCAUUUAUACAAGAAAGAAUGUGGCCGUUUGUUUGUUCCCUUCUAAUGAACAGAUAGAAAUACUGAUUGACUUUUUAUCUCGUUCAUGGUUUGAUUGUCAAAUUUUUUAGCCGUGCCAGAAAACAUUAAAACAUAAUUCAAUUACAGCUUUUUUGAAUAAUGACACCAAAUUCUCCAUUGGGAAAUUAAUUGCAUAUGGAUUUCUAAUGAUGAAGUGCCAGUCGUCAUGUCUAAUCUCUCUGGUUAAAUAUAUGUAAGUUAGUUAUAACCAUGGCAAGUAAAUUUUAAACUUGUCCUUAUUCAUUUUUUGAUUUUAGAAAAUCCUUGAUAGAUUGGCAAGAAUCUUUAGAAGUUCCUAUCUCUGGACAGCUAGUUAAAUAGUGGAAAUAAUUUGUACUGUGUAAAGCAGGGGUGGGGAACGAUGGUCUCUUUAUGGUUUGUGGACUUCAAGUCCCAGAAUUCCUGAGCCAAUUCUGGGAAUUGAAGUUCACAUGUCAUAAAGGGUCCAUGGUUACCAACCUCUGAUGUAAAGCGUAACUCCAGUGAAAUGAAUGAAAGUGAGCCUUAAUUUGGAAUUAAGGCUACUUAUUAUUUAUAAUGAUAAUAUUAUAGCGAAUUGUAAACAUGAUCUACCAUGAUCAAAUUCUGACAUUUAUGUCUCACCAUUAAAUAAAAUAGCAAUUUUCUAUUUAAAAUUCUGCAGCUUCUGUAAAAUAUGUAUACUGUUAUGAUGUAAUUAGAAUGCAAUAAGAUCAUCUUGUUUUAAAAAAAAGUAUGUCUCUUAACUAUGCCAAGAUGAAUAAGUAGUGGUGAAAAAAGAAGUGGCAUGUCUUGUUAAGAAUGUCUAUGUUUUCAUGUUCUGUCUUUGGAUCUAGAGAAUCACAAAGUGCAUUAAGCUAUUGGAAUAUAGCAAUAGCUAUGCAUAUUCCAUGAAUAGUGCCUGAAAGCUGAUUAAACUGAUUUUAAAGGGUUUCUACUCAAUGUCCAAAUUAAUGAUAUUUAUAUGAAAUGCAAGUGAAAAGGGCCACGAUGAAAACUCACUAAUUCUUUUUAAGACUUGAGGGCAUUUGAUAUUGUCAGGUUAUGCUUAGAUUUACACUGGAUAUUCAUGCAUGAUUUACACAUGGAUAUUCUUGAAGGUAUGAAAGAUGUUAAUUUGUUUAAGAAUUGUAAUCCAAAUCCAAUGAUUGGUCAAGAAUGUAUAUUUUAAAUGGAUAUAAUCAUUCUUUUAACUGUGAUGCCAACAGUGGAGCUUCUUUUCACAGAUUUCUGAUGAAGGGGAUGUUGGGCUUAUGUGCUAAAAUAAUGUGCAUGUUUUCUAGCUCAGAUGGGAGAUCACCUCAUUGCUGCUUAUAAUUUACACUUUUUAUGUGUUUCAUAUAGCGCUGUCAGAAAAACCCAAUAUACCAAAAAAAAACCAACCCCAAACAAACCGCAUUGCAACCUGCAGAUAAAUUGUUGAUGAAGUGGGGAAGUCAGUGCUAUAUGUAAACAUUCAAAAGCACAAUCUGGUUGGAGGUUUUCCAUCUGUCACAUCCUUAAGAGAUAAAUGGGAAUUACUUAAGUGUGUAUAGUAAACUGCCCAGUUGAUUGUGCCUCAGUUGUUUAAGCAGAAAUCUUUGUCUUUCGGAGAUUUUAUGGGUUUUAGAUUUUGAUAAUGCUGCUAAUUUCUACGAGGGGCGGUGAUACCUACUGUAUGUUUGUGUAUAAAAUAAAAUGUUUUAUGAAUUCCAAAGAUUCUUAAUAAAGUUCACUUGCAUAAAGAAUGGUGGCAUGGUGGGAAGGAAUUAACACUGCACCCAUUCACAAAAACAUAACUAUGAUAUUACAGAUUAUUUUGGUCUUUGCCAACAAAUAAACUUUUAAUAUGACUAUGGAGAAAGGCUUAAAAAUCCAAGCAUGGCACAACUUUUGUAUCACUCAGACUUAAGCAAAAAAAAAAAAAGCAUGGGAAACUUGCUGAUUCUAUCCAAUUAUUAAUGCAAAGACUAAGCCAUUUAGUGAUAUUGUCCAGACACGUUUUAGAACAGAAGAAUGUACAUCCUGGGAAAUAGUCUAUCCCAUCAUAUUUGACCCUAAAAUAUAAUACAGGACUAAAAGUUAAAAAUGACAGCCAAUUGCAAAAAUGGGGAAAACAAGUCAAUAUUGUGAGUGAUUAAAAAUUUGCGGAGGAUAAUCAUAAAUAUUAUUUAUUAGGAAUAGUGGGCAGUGCUAAUAUAUUAAUAUAUAGGCAAUAUUUUCCUGAGGUCUAUUUUAAAGAACUGAGAGGGUAUUUCUUCUUCUUUUUAUGUUGGGAACAUAAAGUUUGAAUCAACUUAUAAAGUUGUAUUUGACUAUUUGUGUGUAGGUGUUAUAUCACACUAAAGUUGGCAUCAGUUCAGUGCACCUCUCCUUAUUGCUUUUUUUUUUCAGAGUAAUACAUUUAAAAUAGGUAAGAAUGAAAGACUUAGAUCUAGCUCUGAAUCAUUUUCCCUUAAAUUCAAAAUGGUUCUAAACAACAAGGCUGGACCUCAUGCCUGCUGUAUUAUUGGCUAACGUGAUUGUCAAAUCUUGGCUACAGAAAUUCUUUUUUUAAGCGUAUCAUUAUUCAUGGGCUGGGCUGAAGCAAAAUCAUAGCUGUUUCUUUUUAAUUAUGUUCAAUUAUGUAGCUGUUUCAGGUACCCUUUUACCAAAAGUUUAAAAAAAAUCUUAGAAAAUAUGUUCCUUCAUUUUGUGCACCCUCUUAGUAUGUGAACGAUUACAUGAUAAUUAAAUCUAUCAAUACUGUGAGCUGCUAUGCAAAAGGCAGACUAUAAAUCCAACAAAAUAAAUGCGAAAUAAAAUAAAA